UGAGCUUUGUCUCGAAUCACGUGAUACAUAUAUGUACUAUUACAUAAUUCAAAAGCGAUGAGCAGUUAAUUUUUUGUGAAACUUUUAAAGAAUUGACAAACGCAUACAAUUCUUGUUCAUUGAUCUUUAGUUUCUACAAUAAAUACAUUAAUUAAUUUGUAUUGGCACUCCUCGGCCACCGCACAAGUGUUUGGACACGCAAGAGUGGAUAGGAUAUUGGCCUUGUAUCGACUGUUGAAGCUCUCACCUUUCACCACUCAAAAGUUUAUAUGAUAUUGCUGAAGUCUUAGCUUUCCAGAACGUUAAAGAUGAAAACCUAAAAAUUUAUCCGAACAACAUUUCCAACAACAAUCUGCUUAUCAAAAAACAAAUCACUGCCGUCUACAACAAGAACGUUAAAUAUCAAAACCUGAAAGUUUCAACCGUCGACCAGUUGAAGAACAUUGCCAAGUAGUCUUCGUUGCCUAACUACUUCUUGACUGGCUGUGCUUAUACUCUACUAUAUACUCUGCUUGAGUUGUUGAUCUAGCUACACUUGCUUGUCGUUUACUACUUUAACAAACUAUACUUGAAUCGUUAGUGGAACAUAGAAGAGCAUACUCUAGCGUUCCUUGAAGAUAACGUAGUACUCGUUUUACUCCAUUUGGAUGCUUAACUCCAGGAUUUGACAUAAACUUAGAACCUUUAAUUUAUCUGAAAGAUUGAAUGUUCAAAGUUUCAACCGUCGACCAGUAAAAGGUAUGUGACAUGUAAAGAACUAAAGCAAGCUUCAUUUGGACGAUGAGGUCGUCAGAUAUGAAGUCUUACUUCUACAACAAAGCAUUUUGAAAACGGAAAGUCUUUUCUAAAAGCUCAGAAACGAUUUAUGACGUAGCUCUUUGACAUGCAGAUAGAAUCAAGAGAAAAAAGAAACCUAUUUUACAUUAGGCAAAUAAUUAAUGUUGUUCAAAAGGAACUUGCUUCGUUUUUCAUCGAACAAUGGAACAUUCAUUACAAAUCAUCUUAUGGAGAAUGGGAUGAUACACACAAAAGUGGCAACAAAUUUUACAGUUUAGAAUCAGGAAGAAAAUUAGACCAAAAAACACGACAAAAAUAUCAGAAUGGAGACACCAGUAAAUGGGACUGUACGAUAUUAUUUGAUGCAAUAGUUUUUUCAAACUCAAUUAAAAAGUAUCUUGACGAAAAAACAAAAGAUGCUGUUCAUGCACUUCGUUGUGAAAGAAACAAUUACGCACAUUGGUAUGAAGGGGAAUGCUCAGAUGAUGAUUUUGAUAAAAUAGUCAAUAUCAUUGAAAAUUCAUUUCAAGAUUUGAAAUUUUCUCCCGAUGAAAUCAUUGAAAUAAAAAAUCAUCGAAACUGUUUUAAUUCGUUCCAAGUUCUUCCUUCAAAACCUAACCAUUUUUUCGUUGAACGCACUGAAUUACGAGAUGAAACUACAAAAUAUCUUGAAAAAUUAAAGAAAGGUAACAAUGAUAAACUGACAUACUUCUACAUCACUGGUAAUCCUGGCAGUGGUAAAUCACAGCUUGCAAGACAGGUUUGUGAAAAAAUAUCGUGUGAUUGGAAAAAAAGAACUUCGUUUGUAAUGACCCUCGAUGGAAAAAAUGAGGAAUCUCUUUUAAAAUCUUACUGUGAACUUGGAUACCGUUUAAACUGUGAUAAGUAUAUGAUUAAAAAAUUUGAAGAUGAAAACUGUUCCAUCACAGACAAAGUGAAGAACUUGCGAUCGUUAGUAUCCACACGAUUAAAAUUCUGGCAAAAUUGGUUGAUCAUUGUAGACAACGUGGCACAGCUUGAAAAAAUUUCUUUGUUACUUCCCCAAGUUGGUGAUCCCAUGUGGAUAAAUGGGCAAAUCAUAGUUACCAUCCAGAACACAGAUGCUGUACCUCAAGACGAUGAGUUUAACAAACAUAUUUCUAUCAGAAGUGGAAUGAAUGAUAGGGAAUGUUUUCAACUGUUGAAGCAUUACACUAUUGAAAAUGCUGAUGAUCAAUUGUUGAAUGAAGUAUCGCACGCAUUAGAUCGUCAACCGCUGGCUUUGGCAGCUGCUGGUUAUUAUGUCAGUCUUGUAAACAAAGCAAACUGCUCAUUUACUUGGAGUCAAUAUUUAAAGAAAAUAUUUUCAGAAGAAGAAGAAAACAUGGACGCCAAUUUUGUUAAAUUUAACUCGGUGUAUCCUAGAAGUAUGUUACAAGCUUCAGUUUUAGCUGUUAGACAAAAUGCUGAAGAAUCCUUAAUAUUGGCAAAUGUUAUUAACUUUUUUUCCGUGAUAUCGUUUGAUCCUAUACCACGAGACAUUAUUGUUUUUUAUGUUCAAGAAAUUGAUCCCAAACACUCAAAGGAAGGUGUAUGUCUUUCUUUAAAGGACUGCUCAUUGUUCUUGCAUUCAGAAAAUAAUGACAUUAGUCUACAUCGCAUUGUUCACAAAGCAACCAUUGUUUAUCAAUCUGAACAUUCUAAUAAAGAACAUGAAAUGGAAACUAACGUUGAUCAAAUAUCUAAAGCACUUUACAUGUUUAAAGAGAGAGACGACGAAAACAAAUUAAUGCCACAUAUUUUCGAAUAUUUUGUUGACAGAUUACGACAUUUUGGAAAAUACAAUCUUGCUCUUGAACUAUUUGAUCAAUUUAAAUCAGAAGAAUAUAGUUAUGACAAAGCUUGGUAUUUUAAUAUCCUCGGUGUUUUAUACCUUGACACCGGGAAGUAUAGCCAAGCUAAAAAUCAUCAUGAAAAGGCUCUGGAAAUUAUUAAACAAUCGUCAGGUACAAAUCAUGUUGAUGUCGCUACGUCUUUAAACAAUCUUGGUAAUGUGUAUAAUAAAACUGGAAACUACAAAAAAGCACUAGAGGUUCACGAAAAAGCUUUGGAAAUUAAAAAACAAUCGUUAGGUCCAAAUCAUGUUGAUGUCGCAACGUCUUUAAACAAUCUUGGUAAUGUGUAUAAUAAAACUGGAAACUACCAAAAAGCGCUAGAGGCUCACGAAAAAGCUCUGGAAAUUCGAAAACAAUCGCUAGGUCCAAAUCAUGUUGAUGUUGCUGAGUCUUUAAACAAUAUUGGUUUGGUGUUUGAAAAAACUGGAAACUACAACGAAGCUAUAGAGCUCCACGAAAAAGCUUUGGAAAUUCGAAAACAAUCGUUAGGUACAAAUCAUGUUGAUGUCGUGCAAGUCAUGUUGAUGUUGCUACAUCUUUAA
Xenia sp. Carnegie-2017 is the source of this 3193-nucleotide messenger RNA. RefSeq lists its product as uncharacterized. NCBI's taxonomy places the organism in Eukaryota, Metazoa, Cnidaria, Anthozoa, Malacalcyonacea, Xeniidae. Gene Ontology annotation, cellular component: kinesin complex. Bases 884 to 3193 code for a protein of 769 amino acids. The transcript is spliced from 9 exons. Gene Ontology annotation, molecular function: protein binding; ADP binding. The record is from RefSeq and is a predicted model, not a curated record.